AUGGCGAGGGUUUCUUUAAGGUUGAUUUCCUUUCUCUUCCUUCUCCUCAACAUAGCCUUAACAUUUCAUCAUGGCACAACUAAUGCACAGCCAAGCUUCUUAAAAUUCUACUGCGGUAACGACUCCACUGAAAGCAAUAGUACCUACCAGAUCAACCUCAAAGGCCUUUUGUUAAACAUGUCUCUCAACACGCAAAUCGACUAUGGCUUCUACAACUUCUCCUCCGGCGAAAACUCCGACAAAGUUAACGCCCUCGUGUUAUGCCGGGGAGAUGUUUCUGUACAAGAUUGUCGGAGCUGUAUCACAGAUUCAAGAGCUGUUCUUCCUCAAGUGUGCCCGAACAUGAAUGAGGCGAUCGGCUGGUACGACAACUGCAUGCUGAGAUACUCCAAUCGAACCAUAUUCGGCGUCAUGGAAACGUUGCCACAUCACUAUUUGUGGAACACCGAGGAUGCGCCGGAGAAAGACCAGUUCAAGAUCGUGGUGACGCAGAUGAUGAAUGCUUUGAGAGAAAAGGCUGCUUCUGGAAACUCGGUUCGUAAGUUUGCGGUGGCGAAUGCGACCGGUCCGAGCAAUGAAACGAUAUAUGGUCUGGCACAGUGCACGCCGGACUUGUCGGAAAACGAUUGCAACGUUUGCUUGAAUGGGGCAAUCACUAAUGAUCUUCCUAAAUGUUGUGGUGGACACAAAGGUGGUAGAGUGUUAACACCAAGUUGCAACAUUAGAUAUGAAUCGUACAGUUUCUUUGAUCCCUCUGCUACACCACAAUUAUCUUUGCCAGCACCACCGUUGCCAUCCCCCAGGCCCACGUCACUACCUCCUACGGCUGCCCCAUUGGCUCAUCCCGCGUCCAAGCAAGGAAAGUGCAGCACCUCACGAAUUGUUAUCGCCGUUGUUGUCCUCGUUGCCUGCAUCGAAGCGCUCAUCCUUAUUAUCGUCUUAAUUUCUUUAAAAUUAAGGAGGCCAAAGAAUAUUGAAAGUGAAGCUAAGGAUGUCGCUGACUCAUUGCAAAUGGACUUUGAAACCAUUAGAAUCGCAACAAAUGAUUUUUCUGAAGCAAAUAAGCUUGGACAAGGUGGAUUUGGACCUGUUUACUUGGGCACGUUAUAUAAUGGACAAGAAAUUGCUGUAAAAAGGUUGAGUAGAGAUUCUGGGCAAGGUGAUGUGGAGUUUAAGAAUGAAGUAUUGUUAAUGGCCAAAGUGCAACAUCGGAAUUUAGUCAGGCUACUUGGUUUUUGUCUCCAAAAUAGGCUGCUUGUUUAUGAGUUUGUUCCAAACAAGAGCCUUGAUUACUUCAUCUUUGAUCCACAAAAGGCAACAUUGUUGAAAUGGGAAAAUCGUUACAAAAUAAUAGAAAGUAUUGCACGAGGUUUGCUUUACCUUCAUCAAGAUUCUCGAGUUCGGAUUGUUCAUCGUGAUCUCAAAGCAAGCAAUAUACUUUUAGAUGAAGAAAUGAAUGCUAAAAUAUCAGAUUUUGGCAUGGCAAGAUUAUUUUUAAUGGAUCAAACCCAUGGCAAGACUAAUACAGUUGUUGGUACCUAUGGAUAUAUGUCACCAGAAUAUCUAAAACAUGGAACUUUUUCAAUGAAGUCAGAUGUGUUCAGUUUUGGAGUAUUGGUUUUGGAAAUUAUUAGUGGGAAGAAAAAUGGUAAAUUUGAAGAUUGGGAGAAUCCAGAGCAUAUAGGAAUUGCUGCUUGGAAAAAGUGGAGAGAAGGGAAAUUAUCAAGUAUUAUAGAUCCACUAUUGAUGGAGGAAGGUGAAUCAUCAAGAAGUGAAAUAAUAAGAUGCAUCCAUGUAGGGUUACUAUGUGUUCAAGAAAAAGCAAGCGACAGGCCCACAAUGGAUUCCAUUGUAGCAAUGCUGAGUAGCUAUUCACUCUCACUGCCCACUCCUCUCCAGCCUUCCUUUUAUAGUUGGAACAGCUUACCAGGCUUCUCAUCUUCAUCAUCGUCUGGAGAACAUCAUUCUGUUGAAACAUCUAGAAAUGAAGUUUCAGUUUCAGACCAACAUAAUAAUGCCUAG
Messenger RNA from Prosopis cineraria, 2022 nucleotides. RefSeq names its product cysteine-rich receptor-like protein kinase 44. Gene Ontology annotation, biological process: protein phosphorylation. The coding region runs from base 1 to 2022 and encodes 673 amino acids. Gene Ontology annotation, molecular function: ATP binding; protein kinase activity. The transcript has 7 exons. Lineage: Eukaryota; Viridiplantae; Streptophyta; Magnoliopsida; Fabales; Fabaceae. The record is from RefSeq and is a predicted model, not a curated record.